AUGGACUAUGUCACCCGCGGGGUCUGUGGCCAAGAAGGAUGCCGUGAGAAGCGAUACUAUCUGGAUAACGGCCUUUGGUUCUGUCGCCGUGGCCAUUUGCAAGAGGGCGUUCAAGUCGAAGCCGAUCCGGAUGAUUUCGGAACACAAGGAAAGACGCAUCGGGUGAGGAAAGAGAAGGCCGAGACCUCAAGGAAGACAUAUCGCGGUCGAUGGGCAUCCACGCUCUAUCUACAGGCCUAUCAAUUGAUAUUAUGGAAGCAAUGUCAUGUUCUAGUCAAGGACCAUGGGUUUCCGGAGCAAUUCGAGGGCGUUGUUCGAGAUCUCUGGGCCUUGAGACUGCGGGGAUUUUCCAUGCGAAUCAAUGAAACUACUGACGAUGACGAUGAUGAGCCGCAAAUAUUUAGCUCUCAGACAACACCGGCAGGAUCGGAAAACGACAGUGCUGAUGAAUCAGGGUUCAGACCAGAAACCCAUAUUCUCCAAUGGCCUCGUUUGCUCGACUCUGUCGGUCUCUGCUACUUAGCAGCAGUCUUGAUGCGGAUUCCUAUUUGCGUGGUUGACUUGCACCGCUUGAUCAUUCGCCAGGAUAUACCCUAUAUACGAGCUAUGAGAAGUAUUCCGCAAGAAAUGGGUGAGAAACUUCCCCCGGAAUUUGUUGCGAGGCUUGAAAUCAACAACAUGCCUAAACCCGAGCGAAUGCAUCGCGGAUUUAUCGAGCUGGGUGCUUUCUAUAGUCGUCGCUUCGGGAUUACGCUCCCUCCUCUAAAUGCGCCUCUUGUGCUUUAUCGGCACAUCAAAAGAAUGGCUGUUCCCAUCGAUGUAUACGAGACGGCCAAAACACUGCAGGGCAUUCUUGGAAUUACAUUUGAAUAUCCCACACGAAUUCGAGGCAAUGGACGCAAGGAAGCCCUCAAUCUGCCUGAAGUACAGGCCAUUGUCCUCAUCAUUUUGGCAACAAAGUUGCUAUUUCCUUUUGAUCAUUUAAAAAGAAAUCCCGCCACGUCCAAGGAGCCUGCAACGCAGACCGUAAACUGGCAGGUAUGGAUGCAAGCCCAGCGACAAUUUAGCAACCAUGAGCAAACUGGCGGCCAAAUUGGAAAAGAGCAACUAAUGCACAUCACCGAUCAUGAUGCAUUGGGCAUGAAUUUCUCCGAAAUCGAUCAGUAUCUGGACUGGUAUGAGAAGGACUGGCUGCAUAAUGUCAAAACAUCCAAUCCGAUUGCGGAAAUGUUCCCAACUAGCCGACCAACGGCCGGGAAUCAGACAAACCCAAAUGCUGACCCGGUUCCAACUGUCGGUACAGACACAGACGAAGCACUCAGUGCGUUGUUGCAAGCAGUUAUGGCGGACCUCAAACCCGCCUCCACGGAUCCCAGUUCAAAGGCAUUGCGGCCGGGUUCCUGGUAUGCUCGAUACCGAUGGGAAUCACAGCUCCCGGAGACUGCCCGGGCUUUCUAUGAAUUGGGGGCUCAGCUUGCUUCCAUCACAUUGACAACACUUGUUCGGGCCGUAUCCGUAGCAGAAUGGAGGGUCGCGAAAUUUCUCCUUAAUCAACGGCGGGACAAAUACAUGAUGGAGUGGGCGAUGGAAGAGGAAGAGGACGAUGUGGACGACCUUGAUGAACAAUUUUCAGAUCUGGAGGUUUGA
Molecule: messenger RNA, 1647 nt
Organism: Penicillium cosmopolitanum
Lineage: Eukaryota; Fungi; Ascomycota; Eurotiomycetes; Eurotiales; Aspergillaceae
Product: TFIIB-type zinc finger domain-containing protein
Exons: 7
Coding region: 1-1647 (548 amino acids)
Biological process (GO): nucleolar large rRNA transcription by RNA polymerase I; RNA polymerase I preinitiation complex assembly
Cellular component (GO): RNA polymerase I core factor complex; RNA polymerase transcription factor SL1 complex
Molecular function (GO): RNA polymerase I core promoter sequence-specific DNA binding
Source: RefSeq, a predicted model, not a curated record